This is a messenger RNA of Dovyalis caffra, 438 nucleotides long. The record is from the annotation of a GenBank genome assembly. Lineage: Eukaryota; Viridiplantae; Streptophyta; Magnoliopsida; Malpighiales; Salicaceae.
AUGGCGGAAACUGAAAGCAGCAAAAUCGUUAGCCAAAACGACAGUUCUCAAAAACCUAAAAAUUUGUUUUCAAUUAUUCCAAAAUUUGAGCUCAAAUUUCCUUUCUUUAACAAGUCAGUCCCUCUGGCUAAAGAGGAAACGAAAAUAGCAGUAGUUAGUGAAGGAGGAGAAAACGAGAGUGGAAAUCAGAAACCCAAUAUUGUCAGCUUCCCAAAUGCCCGUCCUUUAAUUACUUCAUCGAUUGAGGUUGAGGCUGAAGAGAGUAGUGGAAGGACUCAUAAUCCUGUGAUUAUUUGGCAGGUGUAUGCACUUGGAGGGUUCAUUGUUGUGAAGUGGUUAUGGGCAAGAUGGCAGGAAAGAAAUGAGAGAGCCAAGAAGGCAUCAUCUGAUGACAAUCAGUCUAACGAUGAGUAUCAAUCUCCAGCAGAAGAAGACUGA